AUUCUGCGUACACAUACGCUUAAAUUAAAUACUUUGGCUUAAUUAAAUACUUCCGCGGCGUCGUUGUCGUUGUUGUUAUUUUUCCUCUUCUUCACGCGCUUGUCUACGGUUAUCGAUUCUCGUCGUCUCGCUCCCCCGCACGCAGCGAGUUGUUGUUUGUUUGUUGUUUGUGUCUGUCGCUCACUCUCUCUCCCUGUCUCUCUCUCGCCGCCGUCGCGUUUGCGUUUUGUUUGUGUACUGAAAAGAGGCAGCAACAAAAUAAAAGCUAAAAGACUGCGAAAAAGCAUAAAUAAUAAACAACGAGACAAGUGCAAAAAGCGCAGCGGAAAGGCCAGCUGGUAAAUCCAACUUAAAAGAACAGCCAGAGGAAACCGGAAAAUUUAUCACGCAAAUCAAAAGUGCAAUAAAAAAUUGAAAGUGUGUAAAACACGCCCAGAAGGAAGUUGAAGCGAGGCGAAUAGUAAAUAAAUAAGAAGAACAGACAGCUACACCGUCAUAACCCAAACAUCCUACAUCAACAACAAUUACAAAGUAAACAUUUACAACUCAUUUCUCGCUGAAGAGAUUCGAGUGUAAGCCAACACAAAAAAACCGCGUCCCCAUUUUAAAAGCCUUUUAAGCCAAGAUCUCAAAGUUAGCGCGUCUUCGUCGCACGUAACUUGAAAAUAUCUUCCGUGCAACCACUGGGCCCAGGCCUCAAAUCCGCCAAAAUUCUACACCCACAAACUUUAAUCAGCCCCGAGAUUUCGCUCCAAUUUGCAACGCCUACCGCAAUGCCCUACAACGGCGCUAGUAAUGGCAGUGGCGCAAGUGGCGCCGGAGGAGGGGCCACCAUAGUCGUCACCGAGGGGCCGCAGAACAAAAAGAUUCGCACCGUCCAGCAGCCCUGUGAAAACGAUGUGCACAUGCAUGCUAGGUCCACACAACAACAGAACCAGCAGCAAGCACUUAUGAACAAGUCAAAUGACGACCUACGGAGAAAGCGUCCCGAGACUACACGGCCAAAUCACAUUCUACUCUUCACCAUCAUAAAUCCUUUUUAUCCCAUCACAGUUGAUGUCUUGCAUAAGAUCUGCCAUCCACAUGGCCAAGUAAUGCGUAUUGUCAUCUUCAAGAAAAACGGAGUUCAGGCCAUGGUGGAGUUUGAUAAUCUGGAUGCUUCUACCAGGGCUCGCGAGAAUCUAAAUGGCGCCGACAUCUACGCCGGUUGCUGCACAUUGAAAAUUGAUUAUGCCAAGCCAGAGAAGUUGAAUGUUUACAAGAAUGAGCCCGACACCAGCUGGGACUAUACCCUCAGCACAGGUGAGAUUCUACAAAUUAAGGAGAUUGGAAAUGGCCGCUCGCCAUUACUACAGGAGCCUCUAUACGGUACACGACCUCAGCCCUACAGUAAGUCGCUGUUUUCUAUACCCGAAAAUGUUGUUAUGCUUGAGAGCCUACCGACACUGCCGACACCACAACAACAACAUGUACCGACACAUCACCAACUCCACCACCACCACCACCAACAACAACAACAACACCAACAACAACAACAACAACAUCAACAAGCUCCACAACAACAACAACAACACCAUCACCACCAUCAACUAGUUGUCCCAGCUCAAUCGCACAAUCUUUGUCAAUUUAAAGAGCCACCACUAUUGGGACCCGGGGCCGCCUUCCCACCAUUCGGAGCCCCAGAAUAUCAUCCAACCACUCCCGAGAACUGGAAGGGCGCCGCCAUCCAUCCCACUGGCUUGAUGAAGGAACCCGCCGGUGUUGUUCCCGGACGCAACGCCCAGGUGGCCUUCACUCCGCAAGGACAGGCUCAGGGCGCCGUCAUGAUGGUCUACGGCCUGGACCACGACACUUCCAACACGGAUAAGCUCUUCAAUUUGGUUUGCCUGUACGGCAAUGUGGCACGGAUCAAGUUCUUGAAGACCAAAGAAGGCACCGCCAUGGUGCAAAUGGGCGACUCGGUGGCCGUUGAGCGUUGCGUACAGCACUUGAACAACAUUCCCGUGGGCACUGGCGGCAAAAUACAGAUCGCAUUCUCAAAACAGAAUUUCCUUUCCGAGGUGAUCAACCCGUUCUUGCUCCCCGAUCAUACACCCAGCUUCAAGGAGUACACUGGCUCCAAGAACAAUCGAUUCCUGUCGCCGGCCCAGGCCAGCAAGAAUCGCAUCCAACCACCUAGCAAGAUUUUGCACUUUUUCAACACACCGCCCGGCUUGACCGAGGAUCAGUUGAUUGGAAUCUUUAACAUCAAGGAUGUGCCAGCCACCUCGGUGCGCCUGUUCCCCUUGAAGACCGAGCGCUCGUCAUCGGGAUUGAUCGAGUUCCCCAAUAUCUCACAGGCAGUGCUGGCUAUCAUGAAGUGCAACCAUCUGCCUAUUGAGGGUAAAGGCACCAAGUUCCCAUUCAUCAUGAAGCUGUGCUUUUCCUCGUCCAAGAGCAUGAAUGGGGCCUGGAAUAAUGCGGCCAGCGAGGGCAUGAUCGAGAAGGAGAACGAGGUCGACACCAAGGUGGACAUCUACAAUUGAGAUUUGAUUUCGAUUGUGUAAGCAAGCAAACAACAACCGGCUUAUCUAGAACACAAUACAAAACUAUACUGAAGGGAGGGGCAUUGGUCGUAGACAACAGGCAAAAGACAACAACAACAGCAGCAGGAGCAGCAGCAGCAGCAGCAGCAAAUGCAGCAGCUACAGCUUCAAUUUCAACUUUAACUUCAACAACAGAUCGACAAACUUGAUGAUGGCUUACACAUUCGAUAAAAUAUGCUGACGGAGAGGGCUGCGGCAACAAGUGAAGAAUUUUAAACAAAUUGAUUGCUAAAUCAACUUAUAAAACCAACUACCAUUAAUUCAAUUAAGCGCAAACGCAUGUAACUUUUCUACGAGCCAUUUGCAUAGAUUUUCUGAAUUCACCAUAUAUCAAUUCAGCUAAUUAAUAUGACAGCCUAUGUACGAUAUGGCCUCGUUCAAAAGCCACACCGAAUAAACACUUAUGCACAUUACAUUACAUUACAUGCGUUUGCGUGGCAACAACAAAACAUGCAAAAUAAUGUAAAAAAAAUUUGAAUUGUUAUUAUUGUUACAAUGAAGCAUUAGGACUUUCUCACACAACAGCAAGAAAACGGAAACAAAAACCAAUUGUAAACUAUGUAAUGUUUAAUUGAUAAAAAACGACAAACAAACCAAACCAAAAAUAAAUAAUUGUAAUUCAAAACGAAA
Drosophila rhopaloa is the source of this 3215-nucleotide messenger RNA. It is a transcript of the gene sm, whose product is annotated as heterogeneous nuclear ribonucleoprotein L-like. The transcript is spliced from 12 exons. NCBI's taxonomy places the organism in Eukaryota, Metazoa, Arthropoda, Insecta, Diptera, Drosophilidae. Gene Ontology annotation, biological process: regulation of RNA splicing; mRNA processing. Bases 774 to 2525 code for a protein of 583 amino acids. Gene Ontology annotation, molecular function: mRNA binding. The record is from RefSeq and is a predicted model, not a curated record. Gene Ontology annotation, cellular component: nucleus.